Adelges cooleyi (spruce gall adelgid) is the source of this 843-nucleotide messenger RNA. RefSeq lists its product as uncharacterized. The record is from RefSeq and is a predicted model, not a curated record. Lineage: Eukaryota; Metazoa; Arthropoda; Insecta; Hemiptera; Adelgidae. The transcript has 9 exons. Bases 1 to 753 code for a protein of 250 amino acids.
AUGCCUAUGGAUUUAAGUUUAGAAAUAAGGAUUGAAUGGUUAACAGAGUCGAACGCCUUACUAAAAUCUGAUGAUAACCAAAACGCUAAGGCAACCUUACCAAACACACAUUACGCUGAAGCUUCUGUAGAAAGUUUGGAACAGUCUUCUGAAUAUAAGGGAGAAGAGAGACAAUUAGACGAGGAGGUCGAAGAGGUCCCACGUGGACCAAAGCCGGAUUUGACUGCAAGGGACGCUUUGCCGUUAAAUGACCGGUUGGCCACGGCCACUGAAGCGUCCGAGGAAUUAGAGCAGAUUAAAAACAUACUAAUAGAAGAAAAGCAACAUGUGAUAGCCAAAUGUCAACAAUAUUACGAAGAAAUAAGGCUUUUAGCAGUAACCGAAAAUAGCCCUCUAACAAGGGCCAGAAAUAAAAAAUUAAGAUUGUGUUUGUCCAAAUGUCAAGAUUUAAAAAUUUUUAUAGAAGAUCUGGAAAGUGGUCCUGAGACUGCAGAGGACGCUUUGCCGUCUACGGCAGAAAUGGAAUUAGAGCGGUUACAUGAAGAAAUUAAAGAUAAAAAGAGAAAUUUACAAAGGACAAUUGAAGCGGACAGACAACAAUUAUAUGGCAACCAUGGCGUGAACAAAAAAAGGAUAAAUAGGAGUAUUUCAAGAAACCUCGUUAUCAGAUCAUUUUUAGUUCAUCUUAAAGAUCGUAUCCAGAAACGAAGUGUUAAUAUCAGAGAGCCACGGCCAGGACUAUUCGAGUGUUAGGCCCAUUUACAUAACAUAUUGGACAUCAACAUCAACCAUCAUCAUGAACGACACAUGACCAGACUAGGCCCGCAACAGUAGUGAUCCUGG